Molecule: messenger RNA, 1433 nt
Organism: Betta splendens (Siamese fighting fish)
Lineage: Eukaryota; Metazoa; Chordata; Actinopteri; Anabantiformes; Osphronemidae
Exons: 5
Coding region: 326-982 (218 amino acids)
Biological process (GO): canonical NF-kappaB signal transduction
Source: RefSeq, a predicted model, not a curated record
CCGGGUUUUACGCAGGUGUGUUUAGGUCGAUGUGUUGACGUAAUCGCAAAAAAUGCGGCUUUUAUUCAUGGUCCACUUGAGAAGACGUAGGUCUGCAGUUUAAAGUCACCUAUAUCUGUCAGCGCCUGCACUUCCUGCUGGAAAUGAUCGACCGCUCUUUGUGAUCUGGUCUCAGUACAAGGAAGUGCAUUUAAUAUGGAGAAGGCUCGACAUACACAGUCUCUGGAUCCAGCUUUCGUGAGGAAGGAUAUGGAGCUCUGAGUUCUUGGAGGGAGCAUAUGAGUUUGCGAAUGGUUUCUCCCUGUGUCGUCCCUGAGCUGCUGAGAUGGAGGAAGCGUACGCCGAGCUGUACCAGCAGUUUCUCCGCCUGAGGUCACUUUGCCUGCGGCAGGCAGCUCUCCUGCAUCAGCUCACAGCGGCCCUGCAGCAGCAACAAGGUACUGCCGCUCCUAACGGGGAGCUGAGUGAUAUGACGUCCAUCCCCAUCCAGUGUACCCAGGACCACCCUGCAUGUUUCGGUGAGAAGCCACAUCCUCUCGCGGCGGCGCCCAGUGCGGCUGCACAGUGCUGCAUCGGUCGCCUCACCACAAACACCGGGGCUUUCUCCGACUUCCUCGCUGAAGACAUGGCCCGGCUUUCUGUGAACAUGCCCCAUCAGAAAAUGAAAGAUGGGGCGUUGGAGCAACAGGCCGCAUCCUUGUUAUCCCUGGACUCCUCCAAGUGGCCCGCGGCCCAGUCCAGUGAAUCAAGAACUGCAGGACAGGCGGAUUAUCCUGGCAGAGACAGGACUGUGGGCUCAUGGAGGAUGCCUUUGACCGGCAGUCAUCUGCUGGAUGACGACGUUCUGAACCAGUCGGGCGGGUUGCUGAUGUCAGACGUGGCGCUGCAGUCUCACACCUGUGACUUCUGUCAGGCCGUUUUCCCCGGAGAAACGACCACCAGGGGGGAGUUCCUCCGACACCUCCACACGCACAUCACAUAGACCGGGCAGCUCCCCAAACGAGUUAGGGCUUCAGAUGACACACUGUGAGGGAGUGGGUGCAACUCCAUUAACUGGACCGGUCACUGUGUCGAUGCUGAUGAUGGCAUCGUUUCAUUUCUCUGUUGGAUGUAACGUGAAGGGUGGAAGUAGAGCCCAUGCAAAAAGCGCUGAGGAAUCUGGUGCAUGUUUUAUUCAAGCUUGUGUUUACACCAGUGCCAGUGGUCAUCACUGAACACGGGAACCUAACCCGACUCACUCUUUACUACAGAACUGUAGAAUGUUGUUUAAAACAAAGGAGCAUAUUGUAAAAAUACAGUGUAUAUAUGUUUUACAUGGUGGUGAAGGCUUUUGUUUUGCUGUUUAAUUAUGGCAUCGUUUAAAUGACCUUGAGCUCAUAUUAAGCUUUACUUUAACUUAACAGUUAUUGUUAAAUAAAAUUAGCAUUCUGGGA